GAUGUUUAGUUGAUAAAAUCAUCACUCCACAUAUGUAUGCAAGCAAAAUCUUUGUAACAUACACGUGUCUCUAUAGAACACAAACAAAGCCACUUUGUGGUUGGCAAAACCUAAUCCUUUGUAUAAUGGCCAUUUUUGUUCUUCCUUACAUCAUUCUCGGAAAUACUAAAUUUGACAACAAAAAAUCUACAACUAUAUAAGUGUCUGUUUUAGAUAGUUAACAAGCACAAGUUAGAAAGGAAAAAAAAAUGAAGGGAGGUUCAAUUGAACUUGGUGAAGUGUCUAAAAAUGCUUCUAAGAGCAAAGGAGUGAAAAGAGGGUUAUCAAUAAUGGAUUUUAUUUUGAGAAUAGUUGCAGGUGUUGCAACACUAGCUAGUGCUGUUGCUAUGGCUACAACUAAUGAGAGGCUUCCAUUUGCUACUGCUUUUAUACAAUUCAGAGCUGAGUAUGAUGAUCUUCCCUCAUUUGUGUUUUUUGUGAUGGGAAACUCAGUUGUUUGUGGAUAUCUUGUGCUUUCACUAAUCCUGUCAAUAUUCCAUAUAGUGAGGAGCACUGCAGUAAAAACUAGAAUUCUCCUCAUUGUUCUUGACAUGGUUAUGAUGGGUGUACUAACAGCAGCAGCCUCAGCAGCAGCAUCAAUUGUGUACAUAGCACAUUAUGGAAACACACAAGCCAAUUGGUUUCCAAUUUGCCAACAAUACAACAGUUUCUGCGAACGAAUUUCUGGUUCUCUGAUCGGUUCUUACAUUGCUGUUGCUCUGUUCGUAAUCAUAAUCAUCCUAUCACAAAUUGCAAUCUCUCGAAACUAAUCACAUAUGCUAGCUAACUAGCUAUCUCCAAUUGCUCAUGCAUUUCUCUUCAUGUAAAAUUUGUGUGUAUUCCUCUAUAGCGUGUGCGCGCAUUUGUAUCAAGGCGUGUUUCUCUAUCUUUUUUAUGCUUGUGUUUGAUAUUUUUUAUCAACAUUGCGAAAUUUCUUUUCAUUAUAAACGUCUAUACUUUAUAUAU
Vicia villosa (hairy vetch) is the source of this 1005-nucleotide messenger RNA. RefSeq names its product casparian strip membrane protein 1-like. The record is from RefSeq and is a predicted model, not a curated record. The coding region runs from base 249 to 809 and encodes 186 amino acids. Lineage: Eukaryota; Viridiplantae; Streptophyta; Magnoliopsida; Fabales; Fabaceae. The transcript is spliced from 3 exons.